Molecule: messenger RNA, 2057 nt
Organism: Contarinia nasturtii (swede midge)
Lineage: Eukaryota; Metazoa; Arthropoda; Insecta; Diptera; Cecidomyiidae
Product: carboxypeptidase A4-like
Exons: 14
Coding region: 66-1970 (634 amino acids)
Biological process (GO): proteolysis
Molecular function (GO): protein binding; zinc ion binding; metallocarboxypeptidase activity
Source: RefSeq, a predicted model, not a curated record
UUUGCAACCAUUCGGUUCAAUAGUAAAUUUCUUGUAUUUUGAAAGUUUUUUCUUCGAUCGUAAAAAUGAGUCAUAUUUUUAAAAUUGUCAUGGUAUUGGCUGUGUUUGAGUAUCACGUGAUUCAAAGUGGGGCGGCUCCCUCAAAUUCGGUUGCCCGACAAUUCACGGUCGCAAAGCCAACCUUCAUAUCCACAGCGCAAUUUAUUGACCGUUGUGUGGUCUCAAAAAUGUGCACGCGUACAAAUAUACAAUCUCAAUUUGCUCGUGCACGCAUUAGCACAACGAACUUGCCAUCGCUUAAGGUAAAAUCAAUGUUGCAUGGACAAACUCUCAAUCAAAACUCUCGCCGGACACCUCGGGGAAAAGAAGUUAUCGAUGCAGUCAAAAAAAAUGAUUUAAUCGGUUUGUCAAAGCUCAUUACCAGUCAUGUUGAUGUCAACGAAAGAGAUAAUGGCGGGAUGACUGGGCUGCAUUGGGCUGCUGAAAAUGGUCAUAUUGAAGCGGCAAAGAUGCUCAUUGAAAAUAAUGCGGAAAUUGAUGCAAGAGACAACUAUUUUAAUACACCCUUACACAUAGCUUGCAGUCACGAUUUUUUUGAGAUGAUUGAACUGCUUAUUGAUCGAGGAGCCCACAUUCAUGCUCCCAAUUUAAACAAAUUAUAUCCACUAAAACUGUGCACUAUAAGCAUAGAAAAUCUACGCCCAUGUUUAUUGAAAGCAGCAGAGAAAGGUCAUAAACUGUUCGACGCAGUCGAAUCAGGUGACUUGAAAUUAGUACAGAAGCUCAUUGGCCAAGGAGUGAAUAUUAAUUUUGGAAAUCCGUGCGGAGAGACAGCACUCAAUGUAGCCAUUUUAAAAGGUAACAAAACUAUGGCUGGAUGGCUUGUUAACAAUGGUGCUGAUGUAAAUCUCGAAUCUUGCGAUGGCACGACUCCACUAGAACUCGCUAAGAAUGCAGGUAUGUCACUUCCACAAUCUAAAACGCCUGAUUGGGAAUCCACAAUAGAAUACGCACGGAAGACAGUUAACAAAUGGCUCGUUGAUAAUCCAUCAGAGGCGGAACUGAGAGCAGAAAAAAAACGAAAUGGUCACUAUUUGAGUUGGAUUGCCUAUCAUCCUCUUUUGGAUAUUUUUUCAUUUUUGAACCAUUUGCGGGCAUUCAACUCCAAGAUUUGUUCAGUGCACACUAUUUUAGAUUUCACGCAUAAGGGGAAAAAAAUUGAAUUGAUAAAAAUAUCGAAUGGUAAUCCAAAAAAUAAAGUAGUUUGGAUUGAUGGUGGCAUUCAUGGUUGUGAAAUGGUUAGCGUAGCUGCAGUAACUUUCAUUGCAAAUGAAUUGAUUAAAAACUGGAAUGAACCACAUAUUCAAAAUAUUGACUGGUAUAUUUUACCCAUUCAAAAUCCUGAGGGUUACGAUUUCAGUCUCCAGUUUGAUCGUUUUUGGAGAAAGAAUCGUUCACCGACCGACCAAGGAAGUUCCGCUGGAGUUGAUGUGAAUCGAAACUAUGAUUUUGAAUGGGGAAAUCGAACUUGUAAUUCAAGUGACGAUACGUAUGGUGGUCCAAGGCCUUUUUCGGAAUGCGAAUCAUCGGCCGUUAAAAAGUUCGUGCAAGGAAAAUUAAAAGGAAAGUGCAAAGCUUUCAUCAGUUUCCAAAGUUAUGGUCAAUACGUAAUGUACUCGGGGGAUAAAGAUGCGGAACGUGUCGGCAAAGAAGGCGCAAAGCGCAUGAAAGCGGUAGACAAUAAAAAUUAUAAGGCAGGAACAGGACUGUCGUUGUUUAAUUCUAUUCCAUCGGGUUUUGCAAGUGAAUGGGCCAGGAGCGUUGGUAUUAAGUACAGUUAUACAGUAAACUUGCGUGACACUGGACGUUAUGGAUACGUUUUGCCACCAAGUUUCAUCCAAAUUACAGCCAAAGAAGCGCAAGCAUUUGUCUGGACCGUUGCUGAAGCCAUUUUUAAUGAAUCCAAAUGAAUUCAGAUUCACAAUUUUCUUGAAUUUAAAAAUGUAUUAGAAUGUCUUUGAAAUAAUAAAAUACUCGUCAUAAUAAUAUCUCAAAAU